UACUGCAAUUAACACAACACAAUAGGCUCAGUUCAGUUCAGUUCCAUUUCGGGGCUGAGUUGAGUUAGAGAAGGAAGGACGACCGACCGCCAUGUCUGUCUGCGUUCUAACCCUUCUCCUCCGCCAUUCUUCAUUCACUCAAACCUCCCUCAAGGUAUUAUUAUGGUUUACUAUCUCCCCUCUCCUUUGCUUUGCUUUGAACUCGCUAUUGGGAUUAAUUAAUUAAUUGCUACCUGGGUGGGUUCACUUCUCACUCUGCGCUUCUACUUCGUCUCGCUGGGCUAGGGCACGUCGAUUCGUAUCUAUCUGAAUCUUUCUUUGUGGUUUAAUUUGGAUUACGCGUUUCCUUAAAUUUCGAAUUUCGUCUGGGCUAGGGCAAGCGAAUUGUCAAUUGUGUGUUUGUGUUCUCGUUUCGUUUUUGUUGUUUUUAAGUUAUUCGAAGCUCGAUCUAGAAGCUUCUGUUAUGGAAGACGAGGCGUGUUAUGAAGAGGGGAAUGGAGAGGAGGUAAUGGUGGAGAUUGUCGGGUCGGAUGUGUAUGUCGAUGGAGUCAGUAGUGGUCACAAAGAGGGCGAUUUUGGGGAUGAACAAAUUAGGGCAUUGGAGGCUUCGAAGCUUAAAGAAUCUGUUGAUUUUUGUGCUUCUGAAGUCGCUGCAAAUUCUAGGUGCGGAGCAGAUUUUCCGGAAAGUGUGGUUUCCGGCGAGUUAACCGGUGGCGGUGGGAAUGUUGUGAAUGGGGAAGAAAUUUCAGAGCAGUAUCAGAAGGCAGCUGAAAUUGCAGGUGAUGGUGUUGAGGCAGAUGCAGUAAUGGCGAAUUCGUUGAGCAAUGUUCAUUCUUUUGAUCCACUGGACGGCGACGAAGACAAUGUUCACGAAGAAAUCCGAAUUACGUACCAACGGAAGGAUCGUAGGGUUAAUCUUCCGGAAAAGUCGGUAAUCUUGCAUAGUGACAGCAAUGUGGUGGGAAUGAAUGGUUUUCAGAAGAUUUACGAGCUUGCGGAAAGGCGUAGCGUUGUUAUUUCGGCAAAAUUGUUUUCUGUCGACGAUAUGGUUUCGCAGCUUCAGGCGCUGGCGCGGAGUCCAAAUAACGGCCCUGAGUUUCACUACAAUGUCCGCAGUUUCUUCGAAGGUUUUAGGAGUUCAAUUGUGUCGACAGAAACAAAAUUAGAUGAUCUGAUAACCUGUGAAGAUUUUGAAUUUGAUUUUCACUCGUCGGAAGGGAUUGUGCAGAGCUACCCCUCCGAGCAAUUUCUGCAGGAUCAUAUGAAAGAAGCUGGAAAUCUUCGAAUUGGGGCUGCGACGGAUUUCUUAAAUAGCACUAUGCCGAUUCGUAAUUCUAGGAAAAGAUUUUCGGACGGUAGUUACCCUACAGAAGAGGUGGAAAUGGAUGAGACAGUUAAACGGAGUGAGAAUUGGGGGUCGUUGCCGGCGAAAUUAAUUUUGAGAUUUGCAGAGACAAAGAGCCUACCGACAGAAAUGAAACUUAACAAAAUGUUUAGACGAUUUGGGCCAUUAAUGGAGUCCAAGACAGAAGUUGAUCAUGGCUCGGGUCAUGCCAAAGUGGUCUUUAAGCGCGGAUCCGAUGCGGAAGUUGCUCUGAAUAGCUCCAAAAAUUUUAAUGUUUUUGGAUCAGUUCGCGUUGACUAUGAGAUAAACUAUUUGUCGAUGAUAUCAUUGAAAGUAUCGCCCCUUUCAGCGCCGCAAAACUCCAAAGACACAAAGCUUCAGCCGUAGCGUCGCAAUAUGAGUUAUCUUGAAGAAACACCUUAUUUAAUCGCAUCCUGACCCGAUUUUGGUGGAAACUUGGAUCGUAGACAAGACAAUGCAAGCUAAUUCGAUUUCUUUAGGAUUUGUUCGAGAUUCAAAUUGGGGCGUUACUUGACAUUCUUGUUGUGUUUUAAAGCUACUUUCCUGUGUUAUCUUAUUGACAUUUUUCAAACAUUGGUAAGAUCAUUUAGGGCUGUGAUAUCGAUUGUCGUAGAGUAAAUUAGCAUUGUUGGAUGAAUAGCAUAUACUACAUUGUAGAGCAGGGAGACAAUCUGUACUUGUUGAUGUUGAUGAUGUUCAUGGCCUUUUUCUUGUUGUUGUAA
Molecule: messenger RNA, 2088 nt
Organism: Andrographis paniculata
Lineage: Eukaryota; Viridiplantae; Streptophyta; Magnoliopsida; Lamiales; Acanthaceae
Exons: 2
Coding region: 464-1732 (422 amino acids)
Molecular function (GO): nucleic acid binding
Source: RefSeq, a predicted model, not a curated record